Messenger RNA from Sinocyclocheilus grahami, 4726 nucleotides. Its product is annotated as cytoplasmic dynein 1 intermediate chain 2-like. Gene Ontology annotation, cellular component: cytoplasmic dynein complex. The transcript is spliced from 17 exons. The coding region runs from base 117 to 2054 and encodes 645 amino acids. Gene Ontology annotation, biological process: transport along microtubule. The record is from RefSeq and is a predicted model, not a curated record. NCBI's taxonomy places the organism in Eukaryota, Metazoa, Chordata, Actinopteri, Cypriniformes, Cyprinidae. Gene Ontology annotation, molecular function: dynein heavy chain binding; dynein light chain binding.
CCGUAGCCGCAUCCAGACUCAGCGCUGUCACAGCAAGAGGAUAGUAAGUUAUUAGUCAGCUGACAGAAGAAUAAUCCUCUCCAUAACGACUCCGAGCCGCUAACAUUUAAUUCAUAAUGUCUGACAAAAGUGAGCUGAAAGCAGAGUUAGAGAGAAAGAAACAGCGACUGGCCCAGAUCAGAGAGGAGAAGAAGAGGAAAGAAGAAGAACGUAAGAAGAAAGAGCUGGAUGGACGGAAGGAGGGAGCGUCUCCUCUGCAGGAUGACUCUGAUCUGGAGAGGAAGAGGAGGGAGGCAGAGGCUCUGCUGCAGAGCAUGGGGAUAGUGGACGCCUCCAUGGUGCAACCUCUGCAUGUGGUAACAGAAGAUACGUGUCUGUUUCACUAUUUAGUCCCCCCUCCCAUGUCCCCCUCUGCCAAAUCAGUGGGCACACCCAGCGAAACAGGCAGCCAGGACUCAGGAGACGGCGGCACGGGGCCGAGGACUCUUCAUUGGGACUCUGACCCCUCUACUCUGCUGCUCCAUUCAGACUCUCAGCUCGGACGUGGCCCGCUGAAGUUGGGCAUGUCAAAGGUCACGCAGGUGGAUUUCCCGCCCAGAGAGCUGGUGUCGUACACAAAAGAGACCCAGACGCCCACACAGACUCAUCACAAAGACGAUGAGGAAGAGGAGGAGGAUUUGGCAGUGACGCAGCCUGCUCUGGAGCAUCAAGAGGAGAAAGACUCUCAGAAAGAGGAAGAGGAAGCGCCCCCUCAUGAGCUGACGGAGGAAGAGAAGCAGCAGAUUCUUCACUCGGAGGAGUUCGUGACUUUCUUUGACCACAGCUCUCGAAUCGUGGAGCGUGCUCUCUCUGAGCAGGUGGACGUGUUUUUCGACUACAGCGGACGAGACCUUCAGGAUAAAGAGGGAGAGUCUCAGGCUGGAGCCAAACUCUCCCUGAACAGACAGUUUGCGGACGAGCGCUGGUCUAAACACAGAGUCGUCACCUGUCUCGACUGGUCACCGCAGUACCCAGAGCUGCUGGUGGCGUCAUACAGCAGUAAUGAAGACGCUCCACAUGAGCCCGACGGUGUGGCUCUCGUCUGGAACAUGAAAUAUAAGAAAACCACACCGGAAUAUGUCUUCCACUGCCAGUCUGCAGUGAUGUCAGCAGCGUUUGCACAGUUUCAUCCUAAUCUGGUGGUUGGAGGCACGUACUCGGGGCAGAUCGUCCUGUGGGACAACCGCAGUAACAAAUGCACCCCUGUGCAGAGGACGCCGCUCUCCGCCUCGGCUCACACGCACCCGGUGUACUGUGUGAAUGUGGUGGGGACGCAGAACGCUCACAAUCUCAUCAGCAUCUCCACUGACGGCAAGAUGUGCUCCUGGAGUCUGGACAUGCUGACCACGCCGCAGGACAGUUUGGAGCUCGUGUUCAAACAGUCCAAGUCAGUGGCCGUCACCUCCAUGUCAUUUCCUCUGGGGGACGUCAAUAACUUUGUGGUGGGCAGUGAGGAUGGGUCCGUCUACACCGCCUGCAGACACGGCAGUAAAGCGGGCAUCAGUGAGAUGUUUGAGGGUCAUCAUGGACCAAUCACAGGCCUCGACUGCCACACAGCGUCAGGACCGGUCGACUUCUCUCACCUGUUUGUCACUUCCUCCUUUGACUGGACCGUCAAACUCUGGAGUACCAAGAACAAUAAGCCCUUGUACUCUUUCGAGGAUAAUUCAGACUACGUGUAUGACGUCAUGUGGUCUCCCACACACCCCGCGCUGUUUGCCUGCGUGGACGGAGUCGGACAUUUGGACCUGUGGAACCUCAACAACGAAACAGAGGUUCCCACAGCGAGCGUGACGGUGGAGGGACACCCCGCGCUGAACCGUGUGCGCUGGGCUCAUUCGGGACGAGAGGUGGCUGUCGGCGACUCUGAGGGCCAGGUGCACAUUUAUGACGUUGGAGAGCAAAUCUCAGUGCCGCGGCAGGACGAAUGGACGCGGUUUGUGCUCACGCUCACCGAGAUCAACGAGAACCGCGAGGACGUGGAGGAACUGGCUGCUCAACGAUUGGCUGCAUGAUCACCAUAGCAACCCCUGCUGACCAAUCAUAUCUCCACCCUCGCUGAAGUUAUUUUAGUGACCGGCUCUUUUUUUAAUUCUAGAGACAAAUGGAUUAUUUCAGACAGCAAGACUUUACUAUUAACAACUGAAGCACUUAGUGUUGCUAAACAUUUUGGAGUAAUAAUAUCAGGCGGGAAUUAUAAUAUUUGAAUCUAUUUCCAGGAUUAGAGGCUGAUUUGGAGGAAAGGGAGGAUUGAUUGCUGUACUGCAGCACUAACACUACCAAUAUGCAAACUAUUGUACAGCAUCUUUAGACACUGAAGUAACCUGAGUAACAGGAGAAAUGUGUUUUUAAAGAGGUGGAAUAUUUUUAACGUUCCCUUCUGGAUAACCUUUCACUUUAUUGGAUUAUUUAUAGCUUUUUAACAAAUACAUUUUGUUUUUAGCUCAUAAAGACUGAACGCACAUAAAUCAGCACACUUUUCAACAUGUAACUCAGUUCUAACUUCUGAAUGCCUUAAAGCUAAUUUUAUAACACACACACACACACACACACACACAAGUAUCCACAAUCUUCCAUCACAGCAUUGCCCUCUUGGUGCUUGUUUAUUCCAUGACUGAAAAAUCUUUUUUUUUCCCUUUGCAAAACAUUGGUAGAAAUCUAUAGAUCACGGUUUUAAAAAUGUCCCAUGAUUUGUUAUUUCAAAAGGGCUUGGAGAAAAACCGUGGUCCUUUGAUUAGCAUUAACCUAAAACCUCCCUUUGGCACAUAUUUAGACUAAUAGACAGUGUUAUUAUUUUGCCAUUUAUUUUAUGAAGACAUUUUUCCUUUAACGGUUAAGCAAGUAGUUAAUAGCCAGCUUGACAACAUCUGCAUCCGGUUAUAUUUAUGUAUAUUUUCCAUUUUAAUCUGUAAUUUAACAUAUUUAUUUGUAAUUUGAAUUUAGUGACCUCCCAGCCAAUAAUGCGACUGCUCUUGCAGAAAUUUUUAAUAUUUCAGUUUAUUCAUUAUCUGUGGAUUUUAUUAGUAUUUAUGUAAUUUGUGUGUUUUUCUUGAUAUUGUAUACGCAGCAUUAUUGAGUGACAAAAUCUCGAGACCUAAAAUAGCUUCCCUUUUACAUUCAUAUAAUUUUUAGUGUAAAGUCGAAACAAAUAUUGGCAUUUAGUAAUGUUUUUAAUGGAUAUGUGUCAAACUUGGACAAAAAAUUAAAAGGGUUCAGAAAAUCUCAAAUGAAAAUGUACUUGAUAAACUUGAGCAGUCCAGAAAGUCAAACCUGCCUUAAUCUAGACAAAUCUUCUGAAUCAACGCUGGUGUGUUUUUGUCCGUUUCUAUUGAGUGUGGUUUUUCUGAAAUGAAGGAAGCUCUGGAUACUUGCCUCAGUAUCUGACAUCUGAACAUAUUCAUCAGGGUCCCACGCUCAUACAAACACAGAUCAGAUCAUGGAAAUUAUAAAAUCACUAUAUUAACAACUCCAGGAAAGUUGUGUAAAUAACAUUUCUUUAGCUUCUUUAGUUUCUAUAGUUUGGGCUGUCAUAGUUAUGAGCGUUUGGCUAAUGAUUAAUUGUUAAAUAAUUAUGAACAAUUUAAUAGUAACAGCUUAAUACCCAUACACAGUUAAUGGGUUAACUUAUUCAUAAUGAAUAUGAAACAUUCAUAACUACACAUGACAAUGACAAUAUAAAAAAUUAUUAAAAGCAUUUUAAAAUAUUUUAGGCAUUUCAAAUGCAUAUUUGCUUAAAAUUCCCUUAUUUGGAUAUGAUUGGACUUUCAAAAGCACAUUGAGCACAGUCAAAAAAACCAAUUGCAUCAGUCUUGACAAGCCUAAUCAUAUGCAAAAUAUUUCCUCAGCUAGAAGUGCUUUGUGCAUGCAUCUUUUUGCAUCCAGUAAAUAUGAAUGCCUGGCAACAUCAUAGGAAAUCCAUUGGUCAAAUUGUGUGGGAUCCCUGAUAUACAUGACCAGGACAAGCGUGUUGAUCUUGCAUGCGUGUUCGGUCCUCCAACGACUUCACUAACUCACUUUAUCCGACCUCUUUUGUAACUUGCAGUAAUAAACUCAAUAAAACCUUCACAAACUAGAAAUAAAAUUGAACUGUAUUGAUUUAUUUCCAUAAAAUACAAGAAUGAAUUGCUUUUAAAUAAUUUUCUACAUUUCAAAUCAACCAUGCUUGCUCCGAUCAAUCAGUCAAGUUUUGAAACCUCUGGACAUCAUUCAGUGUGAUGCAGACAGCGAGAGAGACACAUCUCUGUGCAUGAGAUGUACAUGUAUAUACAGUACAGUACAUGUGCAAGCUACGCAAAGCCUAUUGAGCAAAUGAAGAGCGCUACAGCAUGCUUCGGUCACAUCAAUACAUCAUAAUCAUGAGAUUAAAACUCAAAAGCAGCAAAUGUGCAUCUUGGGGAUCAGAGGAACACAAAACCAACAGUACGUGUCAUGGUUUUCCUUUCAGGAGUGUUUCAUGAAAAGCUCUUUAGCUUUCGUUUCAGUGGCUGAUGAGAGCCCUUGUUAGGAAUUUCACUGUAAGUGUUGCUUUAGGUCUCGAUCGGUGUGGCAGACGUCUACCCUGUGCUUCAGAAAACACACUAACGCUGAGCUUUAACCAAUGUUCUUCAUCAGAACUGAGGCACUGAUAUGGGUUAAAGCUACCAGACUCUGAAAACGAGUAUAAUUUCCCAUGUCCCCCACCUAAAAA